Scophthalmus maximus (turbot) is the source of this 1084-nucleotide messenger RNA. RefSeq names its product MAD2 mitotic arrest deficient-like 1 (yeast) (gene mad2l1). The transcript is spliced from 5 exons. Gene Ontology annotation, biological process: mitotic spindle assembly checkpoint signaling. The record is from RefSeq and is a predicted model, not a curated record. NCBI's taxonomy places the organism in Eukaryota, Metazoa, Chordata, Actinopteri, Pleuronectiformes, Scophthalmidae. Bases 115 to 723 code for a protein of 202 amino acids. Gene Ontology annotation, cellular component: nucleoplasm; cytoplasm; kinetochore.
CUGAUCAAUUUCAAACUGGGCGGCGGGUAGUUGAGGCCUCGACAGAAAGAAAAAUAAAACACACCCAGACAACGAAGGUUCAUUGUCGAGAAUUCAACCAAAGGUGCAGUGAAAAUGACGAGCACGCUGAAAGGCAUCACUCUGAAAGGAAGCGCGGAGCUUGUGGCCGAGUUCUUCUCAUUCGGCAUUAACAGCAUCCUGUACCAGCGAGGCAUCUAUCCCCCGGAGACUUUCACCAGGAUCACCCACUACGACAUGAGCCUGCAGCUCACCACUGAUCCCAAACUGAAAAACUACCUUACCAAUGUGGUGUCGCAGCUCAAAGAGUGGCUGUUUGAGUGCACGGUGCAGAAGCUGGUGUUGGUGAUUACGUGUCUGGAAACCAGCGAGGUGCUGGAGAGAUGGCAGUUUGACAUUGAGUGUGACAAGUCGGCCAAGGAGAGCAGUGCUCCCAGAGAGAAGUCCAUUAAGACCAUUCAGGAUGAGAUCCGCUCUGUCAUCAGACAGAUAACAGCCACCAUUACUUUCCUGCCGCUACUGGAGACGCCAUGUGCGUUUGACCUCCUGGUCUACACAGACAAAGACCUGUUGGUUCCAGACAAGUGGGAGGAGUCAGGGCCUAACAUCAUCAACCAAUCAGAGGAAGUGCGCUUACGUUCCUUCACCACCUCCAUCCACAAGGUGAACAGCAUGGUGGCCUACAAGAGGACGGACUCCGUCUAAAUGUUGCCAUGAGCUGUGGAAAGCACCAACCACUGCCCUUUAUAGAAAACAAUAGAUUUUUUACACUGCCCUGUCCUACCUCAUUGUCUGCGACUCUUUCCAAUAUUCUGCACACUGUUUUCUCCUGCUUUGCCACUCAGAACUUCGUCUCGUUUGUGUUUUUGAGAAGGAUGUGUAAGACGAGCUUCUCUGUCCACACUCAUGUAAAUAUUUCUCCAUAAGCAGUGGUUUGUCUGUUGUCUUUAAUGUUGUUUCCCCUUUCCUUUCAAGUUUCCAAGCUCUCUUUUAGAAGCUAGUGCUUUAUAUGUUUCACUUUUAAAAACUGUUAAAAAUAUCAAAUAAAUAUAAUUUGGCUCUAUCA